Messenger RNA from Trypanosoma theileri, 3456 nucleotides. RefSeq names its product putative helicase. Gene Ontology annotation, molecular function: RNA binding; ATP binding. The transcript has a single exon. Gene Ontology annotation, cellular component: spliceosomal complex; intracellular anatomical structure. The annotation marks the transcript as partial. NCBI's taxonomy places the organism in Eukaryota, Euglenozoa, Kinetoplastea, Trypanosomatida, Trypanosomatidae. The record is from RefSeq and is a predicted model, not a curated record. Gene Ontology annotation, biological process: mRNA splicing, via spliceosome.
CGGGAUGUACUGCAGCAGCUGGCCCAACAACAGCAACAACAACGUCAGGGAGGACCCCACUUAGUUCAACAGGGAAAUGAGCGGGAUGUACUGCAGCAGUUGGCCCAACAACAGCAACAACUACAACAGCAACAGCAGCGUCAGGGAGGACCCCACUUAGUUCAGGUUAAUGAGCGAGAGGUAUUGCAGCAGCUGGCCCAACAACAACAACAACAACAACAACAACAACAGCAACAGCAGCGUCAGGGAGGACCCCACUUAGUUCAGGUUAAUGAGCGGGAUGUACUGCAGCAGCUGGCCCAACAACAGCAACAACAACGUCAGCAUCAUCAGGAAGGUAUGUCACGUUUAGGUCAGCAACAGCGACAGCAGUCAAAUACACAACGGCCUCCGCAUCAGGGUGGGCAACGGCGACCUCAAGAUCAGCGAACUGGUCGAGGAUCACGGCAGCAUAAUCAUAUCAACCGAUCCUCCAUCACCCCCAACAAUUCGAGUAAUAGCGUUCCUACUAGUGCGGACGUUGAGAAUGGUGGUAAUUCUAAACGCGAUGAAGAGGCACUUCAGGGGUUCAAAGAUAAAUACGCACGACAGGCUGAUGACGAUGCCCGUACGGAACAUCUACGCGCCCAAGCAGCCACCUCUGUUGGUGUUGUUGGUACACUCGACGUACCGCGCUGCAGCCAUAUGAUUGCCACCCACGAUGUUACUAUUGUCGUUACGGAUACCGGCACUGGCAAGAGUACUCUCAUCCCAAAAGCCAUUCUUGAUGAACAGCCCACAGCGCGGAUUGCAAAUGCCCAACCCCGCCGCACACCAGCCAUCAAAUUGGCGCAGCGUGUAGCAGAGUUGUAUGGUGAAAAGGUAGGAGAACGUGUGGGGUAUUGGGUGCGGGGCGAACAUGUUGGGGCAGUGGGUGAUACCCCUAUUAUGUAUGUGACGAACUACACUCUCUUUCUCCAUUUAUUACAUAAUGCUCCAGAUGAUAUUGGCCUUACACAUGUUAUAUUUGAUGAAUUCCAUGAGCGUACCACGGAGGUGGAAGUUCUACUACUUAUGAUGAAACUAGUAAUGCAGCGUUAUCCUGGAAAACUAAAACUGGUGUUAUGCAGUGCCACAGCGGAGGUUUCUAAAUGGGCAUGUUUCUUUGAUGACUUAACUGUUGCCGAGUACUCCAAGGCAAAUGCUAUGUAUCCUAUUCAUGAAUAUUAUUUAGAGGAUGUAUGUAAACUUGUAGGUAUGUCCUUUGUCGAACCAAUUAUGAGUCCCUCUGGUGUUGUACAAUCAACUCAACUUCAUGCUAUUAUUAUGUAUAUAAAAGAAAUGCUAAAGCUUUUGGCAGCAACAGCAGUACCGCAGCAUAGUAUUCUUGUCUUUGUUCCUGGUCGAACAGUUGUAGAACAGUUAUCAACAUGGAUUCGUGAUAAUUUAGGGGAUCAAUUAGAUCCUAUUCCAUGGUACCGUGAUAUUGAACUCGCCUUUAUUCAAGAAGCUCUCCAACGGGAGUCUGUGACUAAGAAGAAGGUAUAUGUGGCUACCGAUAUUGCAGAAGUUUCUCUUACUUUACCAGAUGUAGUCUUCGUUAUAGACUCUGGUACUGCUAAAAGACCACAUAUUAUUGAAUCAAACCCUAAUUCUGUAGCAUUUCCACCACUUGAACUUGUUUGGGAAAGUUCUGUAAAUUUAAUGCAGCGUCGUGGUCGUAUUGGGCGUGUACAACAAGGAUUUUUCUUCACUAUGCUUUCACGCAAACAAACUCAGGAAUUGUUACCGAAUGAAUCCCGAUUAGGAAAUGCUGUAUUACAUGAAAUUGUACUUCACUCACUUCAUUUAACACCAUCACCAUUUUUAAUGUUUUCUCUCUGUCGUGAGGAGCCACGAAAAGUAAGUGUACGACUGAGUUUAUCAACAUUAUGUGAUGGUGGUUACAUUGUACCAGAAGCCGACACCAACGCAUUGAUUGAAGGUAUUGAUAACUCUAUACACCUUCGUGUAAAAGAGGCAUGGAAUGCACUUAUUCUUAGCGCACAUGAAAAUAAAUCAAAUGGUAAAAAUCCUUCAGAUUACCCACUUGCCUAUCUUCGCUUUAAUGUAACCUUACGAGGUUUAAUUGUUGGUGGACUUCCAUUUGAUGUGGAAUCUGGUACAAUUGUCUUUCAUGGACUCGUAAUGGGAUUAACAACACUUGGUAUUAUAGCAGCAGCGUGUGUAUCCUGCAAUACACCCUUCUAUGUUCCUUAUAAUCCAAUGGACCGAAAAGAACGUUUACAACAACUUCUUCAGGUGGAAGAAGUGAUGCGUGAGUUUAAAGGGGAAUACUAUAAUGAUGCCGUCUCAGCUGUUGGGGCUGUUAUUGCGUAUAUGGCCAUGCAGCGUGAAGGAUUAUCUGAAGAGGGACAAAAUGCCUGGUGUCAAGAGCGUUACUUAAGCCGAAGUCGGAUUACAGAUAUUUUACUUGUAGUGCGACAAACCAAAGAUCAACUUGCCGCUAUUGUUCCUUUUGAAGAUGUAACAGAUGUGGAUGAACUGCUGGAGCAAUAUAAUGAACACACAAUAACUCUUUCUCUCAUGUGCUCUGCAGCUCAUAUGCAUCAUGCUAUUUAUGUUCUCUAUGAUGCUCAACAGGCCGAGAAAAAACGGUACGCAGGAAGUGGAGUGUUUGUAAACAUUAAUUGCUGUAGAGAUAAGUCGGUACCAACAACAUGUCCAUGGAGUCAGGAUACAGUUUGUAUUCCGUUUACCCUACAAACUAUAUAUGGAAGACUUGUGGGUUCAUUCUCCUCUCAACUUCGACCUGAAGUCUUUAAUGUAAUGCUGCUUCUAUUCUGUAGUCGUCUCACCUAUGAGGAGAUUAAGGAAAAUACUGAUAUUGUUACCUUUGAGGUAUCCCAAAGUGGGAGUUGUGUUUAUAUUAACUGUGAUAGUACAACAGCCCUUCAGUUAUUACAACUCCGACGUUUAAUUUGUGCAAAGUUAUGCGUAUUACAUCUUCUUAUGCUGCGUGAGGUUUCACCUAAUGACCAUGAGGCCACAGCGGAACACCUGCAAAAGACUGGAAGUGAUUUUGGUAUUCCCGCCGGUUUAGAUCAACACCCACAUCUCAUCUCUGCUAUGAUUACUUCUUCUUUAAAGAAGGUUGUACAACGCAUUGAAAUGGGCGCAGCGUCUGCAAAGGAGUCCAUGGCAAAUCCCACCGCAAACCCUGAUGUUGAAACUUCUACUAGUAAUAAUAAUAGUAAUAAUGAUAGUAAUAAAGAUAGUAGUAGUAGUAGUAAUAAUAAUAAUAAAAAGGUGCAGCCACUCUGCAAUGCCACUAUGCGCCCAGCGGAGUUUCACCCCACGCGGCAGUCGGCUCUUGUCUUCUCAAGUAACGGCUGCGCGGGUUAUGAACACGUCGUGCUGAGCGGAAUGACUUCUGUGCCGCGGGACCCGUACGCCUCUCCACGGCCACGCACGUGA